Messenger RNA from Xiphophorus couchianus (Monterrey platyfish), 1908 nucleotides. Its product is annotated as putative transmembrane protein. The transcript has a single exon. The coding region runs from base 658 to 996 and encodes 112 amino acids. NCBI's taxonomy places the organism in Eukaryota, Metazoa, Chordata, Actinopteri, Cyprinodontiformes, Poeciliidae. The record is from RefSeq and is a predicted model, not a curated record.
ACAAAACGUAACUUCAGUCUGAUUUCAGUCGUAUAAAGAUCCUCAUAAACUCAGGAUUUGUUGUCAAGCAGGAGGAAAUGUCACUGACAGAAUGUAAAGUUUCCCCUGUUUUUGUUUCAGCUGCUCAGCGGCAGAAAAAGGCCCAGUCAUGCUUCCUGUUGGCCUCUGGUCAGACUGGUUUGACUUCUUGGUGAGCUUUUGUUUGUUGUGGGAUUAAAAUCCUCCUCAGAGCCUCAGAGGCUCCUGACUCUGAAACUAAAGCUGAGACAAACGAUCCCACCUGAAGGAAACAAAUUCCAGCUUCCUCUAACCAGAGCCGAGACAUUGUCAUAACCCUCCGCGUCUCUGACGCAUCACUUCCUGUUAGACGGUCAGGCGGGACGGAGGUCAAGGUGUGAACUUUCCAUGAUGUCCCAGAACUGUUACAAAAUCUCAAAUCAGUAAAAAUCACUUUGCAAAGACUGAAUUUGACCAACCUGCUGGGUUUUUCAUGUCAGAGGUUCUGAUUGCCACCAGGUUUCUGGUUCAGAUGCAGAGUCAGGCAUGCAGGGAGGAACCGGGCCGUCAGCUGGAGGUACGGCCCGUCCGUCCGGUACCGGUCCUGCCACUGACACUCAGGUAUGACAGAAAUGUAAGGCGUGCUUUCAGUGAAUAACAAUGAUACUUCAGACCAGAGCAGAGUUUUCUGGAGCGACCGGCUCUGGGUCCUGUCACUCCACCAGCAGACACCCAGCCGUCCGCACCGGCGCCGCCGGCCCAAACAUGGAGGAGGGAAAGUGUACCGGCUUCUUCAUCGGCCUGGCCAUCUUCCUGGACGUGGUCGGCCUCCUGCUGCUCCUCAUCGGCAUCUUCGCUCCGCUGCCCUACUGGGAUUUCUUCGUCCUGUCCGGGCCGCUGCUCAUCUUCCUCAGCCUGGCUCUGUGGAUAUUCUGGUACCUGGGGAACCUCACCGUCUCUGAGGAGGAGCUCAACCUCCGAAAGCUGGACAUCCUGUGACCUCCCUGGCCUGGACGAGGGCAGAUCGGGUUGGAUUGGAUCGGGUCGGAUUGGAUCGGGUCGGAUUGGAUCGGAUCGGAUCGGAUCGGAUCGGGUCGGGUCGGGUCGGGUCUGAGGCGUCAACAUGAGGAGAGAAUGGACGGAUCCACAUGAAGCAGCCUGGAAAUCAGGAUUGAUCUCUCUGGAGCCUGACUGAAGAGAUUAAACCUGAACUCUUGUUUCUGGACCAGGAACCAGAACCAGCGGCCCGUCCAACUGGACCUCUGUGAAACAGCUUCUACUGAGCUUUUAUCAGCUGGACGCUUUAAAGAACUGAGCCUGGUUGUGUUUCUGAUCCACAUGUUGUCAGUUUGGGUUUAAAUUUCAGCAAGUCUUUGCACAUUUGAAGGACAAUAAUCUGAAAUGAGCGACUAAAAGUGCUUUUAAAUGACUUGUGUGUGUUUUCUGUGUGACGCCAUUUCUCUGACCCAAACCAGCCGGACUGGAUCUGCUGGUCGCUUUGUUCAGCUAAUUUUAGCAGCAACAUCAAACCACAGAAAGCGUUUCCAUCUACACUGCAAAACAACGUUUCACCAAGUGCUUUUACUGUAAAUGUCUUCAAACAUUUAAAAUGAGACAAAACUAACUUACAAGCUUUCAGCAAAAUAUAGAAGCUUGUUGUAAUUAUUACCUUAUUGAUUAAUUAAUUACUAAUUAAAUACUAAUUAAUUAAUAAGUUCUGGUUAUAAGUGAGAUAAUCUGCCGGUGGAGCGAAUCGUUCCUCCCAGGUUAUAAUUCAGAAUAAUGAAAUCAUCUUUGACUUGGUUAUUAUUUUAGGAAGGUGGCAAUGUUAUAAUUUAUAUUAUAUAAUAACUUAAAAUGUGUGAAAAAUGUUUUGUUCGUCUGGCAGAUUAUUAAAGGAAUUAAACAAGC